AUGCCAUCCCUCUUACGAAGGAAAAGAGCUCCUUCUCAAACUCAACCCAACCGACCAGAACCAAUCCUUCGUCAUUCACUCUCUUUACCUGAUCUGACCACGCCCCUUAUAGAUCCAGACGCAUGGGAAGAAUUCCCUUCUUUCUUCUCACCACCUACUCAACCUAAUGGUUCCCCAGUCAUCCCUUCCAAUUCAAAUCCCAAAGAGACCAACUCGGUGCCAAAUACCAGAGGAAGGAAACCUAGUCUGAUAGGAGCGGCGGUACAAUUUCAUAAACCUUUUUCGACCCAGACGGUCUCUCCUGAUUUCAGAAAUCCGGCGGCAAGAUGGGCUAGAGAAAGUAUGAUAAGUACUACUACUUCUGUUCCAGAUACAGCUGGUGGAAGAAGAGCUGAAUAUGCUGAGAGAACUAUGAGUGUAGCUAGUCGUAGAAGAGGAAGAAAAGCAAAAGCUUUGACUAGGUUGAAUAUUGUUGUUGCUGGUGGAAAGGGGGUCGGUAAGACCAGCUUCAUCACACUCUUGGCAGAUUCCUUGGAAUCACAUCAAUCAAUUUCAGACAAAAAAGAUCCCACACCGUCAGCAAAGACAACACCAGGACCGCCACAGACAGCACCUCAAUCCAUGAUACCAUCCCCUACUAAACGGAUGUCAAGUCAAAUGAUCACCGCCUCUUUGCCAGACUACGAAAAGACUUUGGUGAGAGUUAUCGACACACCGGGAUUGGAACUUGCGGACACGGCAGUAGGGAGGAGUGAACGGAAUCGUGGAGUGGAAGGAUUGUUGCGGAUGUUGGAAGAGAGGUAUGAGGAGACUUUGAGGGAGGAAAGUAAAGUGUUAAGAACAAAAGCGAGAGCGGAUGAUGAGGUGAUACAUCUGAUCGUUUAUCUGAUAGAUGCCAGAGGGGUGCUCAACCCUGUGCGAGAGGUGAAAGAUGUCGAUUGGUCAGGAGCUGGUUUAUUCGACGAAGCGUCAGUCGUGGUCGAACAGGAAAAAUCGAGAUCGAAGAUGACACGAGGUGAUUUAGACAUUAUCCACCGUUUAUCGACCCGUGCCAAUGUGUUGCCAGUGCUGGCUCAUGCGGAUGCUCUCACCAUAUCACAAUUGACAGAAGUCAGAGCGGCUGUGCGACGUGACCUUGCCGAGGCAAUGCCCGAGGAUGGAGGGAGAGGAUUUGGGAUCUUUCUCGACGAGGAGGCGGAUCAAUCGUAUGAUGUCGACAUGGAUGCUCCCAAUAAACCCUUGACCAAUGGCGCUCCACCGUCUCCAAGCUCCACGACUAGGAGUGAUCCCCCAUUGCCCGAUUUGCCAUACGCGAUAUUCUCCCCUGAACCGUCGAGAGAGAAGAUUUUAGGUCGCAAGUUUGCUUGGGGAAUAGCGGACGUGAUGGAUCCUGAGCAAAGCGAUUUUGUUUAUUUGCGCGAGGCCAUAUUCGGGACACAUGUCAAGGUGGGAUCCUCAUGA
Tremella mesenterica DSM 1558 is the source of this 1461-nucleotide messenger RNA. RefSeq lists its product as uncharacterized. The record is from RefSeq and is a predicted model, not a curated record. Gene Ontology annotation, cellular component: septin ring; cytosol; septin complex. Gene Ontology annotation, molecular function: molecular adaptor activity; GTPase activity; GTP binding. The transcript has 5 exons. Gene Ontology annotation, biological process: cytoskeleton-dependent cytokinesis. Bases 1 to 1461 code for a protein of 486 amino acids. Lineage: Eukaryota; Fungi; Basidiomycota; Tremellomycetes; Tremellales; Tremellaceae.